AUGAAGAGUUGUGUCACGUGGAUUGAUAAGCAGUUGAAGUCUCAUCCUCCAAAGAACGUUGAAUCAAAAAUCUUGCGUGAGCAUAUCAAGAAAGAGAGGGAGGCAGCAAAGGCUAGAAAACGACCAUACUAUCUAAAGAAAUCUGAACUUCGCGAAAGGAAGUUGAUGAACAAGUACAACGAGCUCAAGGAGGCAGGAAAGCUUGAUGCAUUAAUGGAAAAGCGGCGGAGGAAGAAUGCCUCUAAAGAUCAUCGGUUCAUGCCGUACCGACACAAUAGUUUCCUGAUUCUAGAGGCGAGCGAAAGGAUGAUUUUAGGACGGUCUUCUCGUGGUGGCUGGACACUGGACAUUACAACUACACUGCAUAUGCUGGCAGAUUUGUUUAUAUAUUACUCCUGCUGA
Zea mays is the source of this 402-nucleotide messenger RNA. Its product is annotated as ribosomal RNA processing protein 36 homolog. The coding region runs from base 1 to 402 and encodes 133 amino acids. Gene Ontology annotation, cellular component: 90S preribosome; nucleolus. Gene Ontology annotation, biological process: maturation of SSU-rRNA from tricistronic rRNA transcript (SSU-rRNA, 5.8S rRNA, LSU-rRNA). The transcript is spliced from 5 exons. Lineage: Eukaryota; Viridiplantae; Streptophyta; Magnoliopsida; Poales; Poaceae. The record is from RefSeq and is a predicted model, not a curated record.